Messenger RNA from Camellia sinensis, 528 nucleotides. The record is from RefSeq and is a predicted model, not a curated record. NCBI's taxonomy places the organism in Eukaryota, Viridiplantae, Streptophyta, Magnoliopsida, Ericales, Theaceae.
AUGGCUCCAUUUGAAGCACUGUAUGGUCGGCUUUGCAGAUCACCAGUUUGUUGGACUGAAGUUGGAGAAGUGAGUCUAUUGGGCCCAGAGAUCGUGCCAGAAACUACAGAAAAGGUGAAACUUAUUCGACAAAGAUUAGUGGCAGCUCAAGAUCGUCAGAAGAGUUAUGCAGAUAAAAGGAGAAGACCACUAACCUUCGCUGUCGGUGAUUAUAAAAUCGGAGAGGUUGCGUACAAGUUGGCUUUACCCCCACAGUUGGCUGGAGUACAUGAUGUUUUUCAUGUAUCUAUGCUGCGGAAGUAUAUAAUGCACCCUUCUCAUAUCAUCAACUGGGAAGAAAUCCAACUCAAUGAAGACGCUACCUUUGAGGAGGGACCAAUAGCAGUUAUGGGCAGACAAGAAAAGAACUUGCGAGGGAAGACAAUUCACCUUCUUAAGAUACUCUGGCGUCACCAUGGUAUUGAAGAGUUCACCUGGGAAAGUGAAGACGCGAUGCGGGCAAAUUAUCCACAACUAUUUGAGAUGUAA